AUGAGCUUCAACCGUCUCGCUCGCUCCGGUCUCUCGGCCAUGAGGGCUGCCCGCCCCUCUAUGCCCCUCGCUCGCGUCCCCAGACGUACCUACGCCGACGCUGCCGAAACCCUGAAGCUGUCCCUGACCCUGCCUCACCAGACCAUCUACAAGUCCGCUGGCGUCACCCAGGUCAACAUUCCCGCCGCCUCCGGUGAGAUGGGUGUCCUCUCCAACCACGUUCCCUCCAUUGAGCAGCUCAAGCCCGGUCUCAUCGAGAUUGUUGAGGAGAGCGGUUCCUCCAAGCAGCUCUUCACCGCCGGUGGUUUCGCUGUCAUGCAGCCCAACAACGAGUUCAGCAUCAACAGCUCCGAGAUCUUCCCCCUUGACCAGUUCAGCGCCGAGAACAUCCGCGCCUUGAUUGCUGAGGCCCAGAAGACCGCUAGCGGCAGCGGCAGCGAGCAGGACAUUGCUGAGGCCAAGAUCGAGCUUGAGGUUCUCGAGACCCUCCAGCCUCUCGUCAAAUAG
Messenger RNA from Penicillium nucicola, 507 nucleotides. RefSeq names its product F1F0 ATP synthase subunit delta. Gene Ontology annotation, molecular function: proton-transporting ATP synthase activity, rotational mechanism. Lineage: Eukaryota; Fungi; Ascomycota; Eurotiomycetes; Eurotiales; Aspergillaceae. The record is from RefSeq and is a predicted model, not a curated record. The transcript has 6 exons. The coding region runs from base 1 to 507 and encodes 168 amino acids. Gene Ontology annotation, biological process: proton motive force-driven ATP synthesis.